Mycetomoellerius zeteki is the source of this 1056-nucleotide messenger RNA. Its product is annotated as histone-lysine N-methyltransferase SETMAR-like. NCBI's taxonomy places the organism in Eukaryota, Metazoa, Arthropoda, Insecta, Hymenoptera, Formicidae. The record is from RefSeq and is a predicted model, not a curated record. The transcript has 3 exons. The coding region runs from base 1 to 1056 and encodes 351 amino acids. Gene Ontology annotation, molecular function: nucleic acid binding.
AUGCUUGUGAUCGUGGAAAAGUAUCCAAGAGGAAUAUCCGGGACGUCGAAGAGACAGAGGCUUGGGAUCAGAAGACUGACACUUGGGACCUCGAAGUUCAAGGAGGACUCGGCCGAUCAGGCUCGACGAAACCUGCUCGACGGAAGACUGGGCAAUGAAUUGCGACACGGGCAAAUAAAAACGAAGUUGGAUGCCGUCUAUGGGAACCCUUCACCAUCUAUGACAAUCGUCAGAUAUUGGUUCAACGAAUUCAAACGUGGUCGUUCGUAUGUUUUUAAUGAGGAGCGCCCAGGCCGCCUGGCAGACGUGGUUACUGAGGAAAUCGUUGAAAAAGUUCACGACAUGAUUCUCGCUGAUCGCCGAACGAAAGUGCGUGAAGUAGCAGAGGCCAUAGGCGUGUCGUAUGGAACGGCAUUCAAUAUUUUGCAUGAUAAUUUAGGAAUGAAAAAGCUGUCGGCCCGAUGGAUGCCGCGAUUGCUCACGGUGGACAACAAGCGAAUGCGGCUAUCAAUUUCAAAGCAAUGUUUGGAGUUGUUCAAGCGCAAUCCGAAGGAGUUUUUGCGUCGAGUAGUAACCGUUGAUGAAACAUGGAUUCAUUACUACGCACCGGAGACCAAGGUACAGUCAAAACAGUGGAUUUCACCCGGCGAACGUGUUCCGAAGAAGGCCAAGAUGGUCCUAUCGGCCGGAAAAGUGAUGGUUUUUUGGAAUGCGCAAGGCGUAAUCUUCAUCGACUAUGAGGGAAAGCAAAACUAUCAUGGGACAGACAAUGCACCGGCUCACUCCUCCGUAGUCGCCACAGCCAAAUUGGUCGAAUUGCGGUACGAAUUGCUGUCGCAUCCACCGUAUUCUCCGGAUUUGGCCCUCUGCGAUUUCUUCUUGUUUCCAAACUUGAAAAAAUGGCUCGGUGGAAAAAGAUUCACGUCGAAUGAGGAGGUCAUUGCCGAAACAGAGGUCUAUUUUUGCAGAGUUCGACAAAUCGUAUUUUUCGGAGGGGUUAAAAAAAUGGCAGAAACGUUGGGAAAAGUGUAUCCUCCUAAAAAGGGAUUACGUUGA